Hypanus sabinus (Atlantic stingray) is the source of this 2866-nucleotide messenger RNA. It is a transcript of the gene cdt1, whose product is annotated as chromatin licensing and DNA replication factor 1. The transcript is spliced from 10 exons. Gene Ontology annotation, cellular component: nucleus. Lineage: Eukaryota; Metazoa; Chordata; Chondrichthyes; Myliobatiformes; Dasyatidae. Gene Ontology annotation, biological process: regulation of DNA-templated DNA replication initiation; DNA replication checkpoint signaling; mitotic cell cycle. Gene Ontology annotation, molecular function: DNA polymerase binding; DNA binding. The coding region runs from base 158 to 2248 and encodes 696 amino acids. The record is from RefSeq and is a predicted model, not a curated record.
GUGUCGGUUUCGCGCGAAAGUUCGGGGUGGUUGAUACAGUCUGGAACCUGGAGCGACCCGCUUUAAUUACUCGCCCUGCCGUGACCACUGGGCUCAGCCGGAGGGGCCGGCCGCCCGCCCGCCCGGUCUGUGCUUGCUUCGUUUUCACUCCGGUGCCAUGGCACAGGUCAAGCUGACAGACUAUUUCCCGCAGACUAAAAAAGCGAAGAGGGACCCGCUUUCUGUGAAACCCAGGAAGGGGGGAUCUCGAGGUGACACAAUUGCCGCUACUGGGUCACUUGCCGAGGAAUGUGGACCAUCCCGGAGGAAAGUGUUGGAAGAGCAACCGACAAUACCGCAGGCUCGGCUCUCCAGCUCUCCUCUUGCACCGGUCAAAACGCCUGUCCUUCAGGAAGCGUUUAAAUCGGUGCCCGCAAACCGGGAAGAAGUUUGCACGACCCCCACACAGGAGGCAAAUAAGAGAGUGUCCGCGUUUGACUAUCUCGUGACUCCGACAAAAGAUGAGAAAACACCCACGGAGUUUGAUUUGGGCUCUGCCGUUUUUGGGCCGGGUAGCGACCGGGGAACUGGGCAGCAGACCAGCACAGCGAAGAAACGCUCUCGCUCGGAUUCAAUCGAUGAAGCCGAGCCACGGCCGCUGGCAGUUUCGGCUUUGCAGGGCCCACAACGUGUCCCAUCUGCCCGGAGGUGCCUGGUGCUGCAGCCGCGAAAAGCAGGUGAUGGGCUUCACCAGGAUACCACGGCUGGAGAGACGGCACCGCUACCGCCGGACACUCCCGAGGCCACGGAUGCAUCUCCUCAUGAGGUAACGGCUUUGAGGAAGGAGGUUUCUAAAUUUCCAAGAUUGCAAGAUUUGAGCAAGGGAAGCCAGCAGGUGGACAAGGCACCUGGAAAGGAGGGUCUUCUGGCUUUAAAGAGCCGGUUGCAAAGAAUUCAGAAGCUCAGCCAAACAGCUCAUUUACCUGCACCUUCUGAAUUGAGUACUGAUGCCAAAAGUCGCCUGAAACGGGUUCGAGAACUCGGACUGAAGGUACAAGAAAAUAAAGAGCGGGAAAAGACAGAUGAGCCAGAGGAAAAAUCAAGUGAGGAUGAAAGGGUGAAGACUCCAGCAUACCAGCGUUUCCACAACUUGGCACAAGACGUCCCACCAGGGCUGACCCUGCCUUUCAGAUACAAGGUGUUGGCAGGGAUGUUCCGCAGCAUGGACACUGUUGUGAGCAUGUUGUUCAAUCGCUCCGAGACCAUUACCUUUGCCAAGGUGAAAAAAGGUGUUCAGGACAUGAUGCGGAAGCAAUUUGAUCAGCGAAAUGUUGGACAAAUUAAGACAGUUUACCCAUCGGCAUACAAGUUCAGGCAGGAGAAAGGGAUCCCAACGUGGAGUGGCUCGGUGAAGAAAUCUGACUACCAGCUCACCAUCGAUCCUGUGUUUGAAGGAGAGGAAGAAUAUGAAGGGCAGACACAGCUAAAAGCCUCCCAUAUGCUUCUGCGCCGGCGCAUUUUCCAUCGCAACCUUACAAACAUUGUGAAGCAGUAUCAUAAGGCAUUUUUGGCUUCUCUUAACCCUCCGAUGUAUGUGCCUGAUGACAAGCUAACACGGUGGCACCCACGUUUUAAUGUGGAUGAAGUCCCUGACGUUGUUGCUGCUGAACUUCCCCAGCCUCCAGAUUUUGGAAAGCUAACAACGGCCCAGGAGGUACUGGAUAAAGCCCGCAGCAUGAUGACACCAAAGAUGGAGAAAGCACUCGCAAACAUGGCCCUCAAAUCUGCAGAAACUGCCAUGGCUGCCACCACCGAACGAAAGGAGCAAACCAUUCAGAGUCCUCGUCCCAGUCCUGGCCCUUCCAAUGCACUGAAAGGGAUUUCGCAAAGUCUGCUCGAAAGGAUCCGUAGCAAAGAAGCUCAAAAACUUCAGGCAGUGAUGACGAGGAAUCCUGCGCAGACUGAGCGCCUUCAUAUGAUGACGAGACUUCCUGAGAUAACAAGAAUUCUGCGCAACGUCUUUGUGGCAGAGAAGAAACCAGCUUUGAAUAUUAGCAUGGCAUGUAACAGAGUGAUUGACAGCUACCGCUCUUCAAUGCCCCUGGGCGAUAUGGAGAAACAUCUGCGUUUACUGGCUGAUAUUGUUCCUGACUGGCUGACUAUCCAUAUAAUCAGGAAGGAUGUCUACCUGAAAUUGAACAAGGAUGUGGAGUUGAGUAUGGUUGUGGAGAAGAUUGCAAAAAAGAUAAAGGAAGAGGAAAAAGCAUGAUUUUAAUUUUUUUUGCACAAGUUCUGCACAAAACCUGAAUAUCUAAUGUAAAAAUGUGAAUUGUGUAAAUGUAUAUUGGAUAAUGGGAAACAAAUGCAAUGGGAUAGCAUACAGAUUUUAUAGGUCAAUAUGUUUCUUGACAACUACACAAUACUUUUGUACGGCAGUAGUUUUCUUAAAUUGAUUAUGGCAAGUAAUAUUUCUCAAACGAGAGGUGAGAGGAAAUAAUUCAGCUUGCAAUACAGUUUCAAAGAAUAAGUAUUGUGUAAUGUUCAUGUCUUCCAGGAGCAAUGGUUUCUUCUGUUUGAUUUCAAACAGUGUUAAAUUGUUCAGUAAUUUAUACUUUGAAAGAUCUUUUGGGAACCAUGAUUAGAUGUUAAAUUAAAAAUCUGAAUUGUGCGUAUGGGUGGUGCUGGAGAGAGGGAGUGAUUUUAAUGAACAAUUUGAUUAAAUGUUUCGCUGCUGUGACUCCUGAUUUUUAUUUUCAAUCUAUGACCACAAGGCCAGAACACCCCUGUAAUCAUUGCUUGAUUCUAGUGCACUCUUUUGCAAAUUCCGUUCAAGCCAAAUACAGUUGCUUCCCUGUGACAUCCUCUGGUCUCUAGAUAAUGACCAUUA